Molecule: messenger RNA, 1130 nt
Organism: Macadamia integrifolia
Lineage: Eukaryota; Viridiplantae; Streptophyta; Magnoliopsida; Proteales; Proteaceae
Product: NEDD8-conjugating enzyme Ubc12-like
Exons: 6
Coding region: 288-839 (183 amino acids)
Source: RefSeq, a predicted model, not a curated record
UGAUUUGUUUCUCUCCCUCUAUCUAUCAGAGAGAGAGAGAGGUUGGGAACUGGACGCAAUCGAUUUAGACUUGAGAGCGAAUUCCUCCUUCGAUUCAGACUCUUUCGGGAGAAAAGACAGAAAUUUCAAUCGAGGAGCGAACAUCCUCUCUUUAUAAUCGAUUGGAGCUCUCUCUAAUCAGGUAUAAAGGUUAUAGAUUUUAUUCAUCGUUUUUAUCUGAAUAAAAAACAUCGAUCCUCCCUUUCUUUCUCUGCAUGCAACUCGAGUGAACCCUAAUCCGUAGAACGAUGAUCAAGCUUUUUAAAGUGAAGGAAAAGCAGAGGGAAAUUGCUGAGAAUGCCAAUGGAAGGGCACCCGUGAAGAAGCAAUCUGCGGGGGAAUUGCGUCUGCAUAAAGAUAUCACUGAGCUUAACCUACCCAAAACAACUCUCAUCUCCUUCCCCAAUGGCAAGGAUGACCUGAUGAACUUUGAGGUCACCAUUCGACCUGAUGAAGGAUUUUAUCUAGGUGGAACAUUUACAUUUACUUUCUCAGUCUCCCCCAUUUACCCUCAUGAGGCACCAAAGGUCAAGUGCAAGACAAAGGUCUACCAUCCUAACAUUGACUUGGAAGGAAAUGUGUGCCUGAACAUCCUACGUGAAGAUUGGAAACCCGUCCUUAAUAUCAACACCAUCAUUUACGGAUUGCAUCAUCUUUUCACGCAACCCAAUCAUGAGGAUCCCCUCAAUCACGACGCAGCAGCAGUUCUGAGGGAUAACCCAAAGAUGUUUGAAUCAAAUGUUAGAAGGGCGAUGACUGGUGGCUAUGUGGGACAGACUUUCUUCCCUAGGUGCAUGUAGCCAUUCCUGGAAAAGCAAGUAACAUUAUGGUAAUAUUUUCUUUCUCAAGGGUCCGCAGGGUUGUAAAUUUGGUUGGAAGGCCGUCUUUUCUGUGGCCCAUAUGGCUUUCUUCAAGGGAAAGAGGUACAGAUCAAUCUACAUGAACCAAAUGGGAAGGUGCUUGUAUGUUACUGUAAGUUAUGACUUGUUUGUGAUAUUGGCGCAGACGACAUGGUUUGAUGAGGGAAAUUACUUGCCUGGAAAACUGGGAAAACUGGUUGCUUAAUAUUGCCCCAUUUCUUUCUAUUUGCA